AUACUCCUCCUGUUGCAUUGUUAACUUUACUGAGUUUGUGGCAUGACAGACCUCAUCCGGCUUAGACAACAGUGACAGAGAGACAACAGUGACAGACAACAAAAAAAGUUAUUUUCAUUCAUGUGAUUAAAAAUUUUCCAUACACUGCAGGUUGAAAACUGAAGUGUGAAAACUGAAGUGAAAACUGCAGCACUAGCGAUGUCCUCAUUCUGAGUGGGCUGCAGCUUGAGUUGAGAUGGAAAACAGAGACAUCUGGUUUACAUGAAGACAGCCGCGACUCGUGCUUCUCACAGUGCAGCAGAAUGACCUGAUCCUUGCCUACAGCCCCUCAGGCGCAUACUUCUUCCCACCAGAGACCGUGCCUUUGCAUGGCGCAGGGGCUAAACGUGCAGGCUUUCACAACAACAGCGCAAAAGCAUCAAGUGUUUAUUUAUAUUAUAACUCAAUUAAAGCCAUCCACUCUGUGAGAAAACAGUGUGCUUCAGAUGGUUACGACUUAUCAAGGUGUCAGAUGAACUAAAAUCAGCUUGUUUGUCUUGAAUUUUUCACAGAUCUCCGUUCAUCCUCUUACCAACAACUCUGGAACGCUCAGUACUUAAAGCUUUAUGAAAACUUAUCCCAGAAUCUCAGGAAGAUCAGAAGUAUUUAAAUCUGUAUUUUAAGUGGUUUUAACAAGAAUAACAUCUCCAUGUAUUUCUGUCUCAGUUACCUUGCAGAUCUGACCUUGCGGUGCUCUACAUGCUCUUUAUUACUGCGGCAAUUCUUCCCCAAGUCAGCUGCUGUUUAAUGUGACACAAAUAAGUUUCUCUAAUCCUAAAAUAUGCUCACAACUCCCUUUCAACAUCACAUAUUGUUUCCUUGUCCCCGUUGCUUAUCUACUCUCUGGUUAUGACUUUAGAACAUCCCUUUAGGCAAAGCGUUCAGGAUGCUUUCCUUUUCAUUUCCACAUUCUGUUUCAGUUUUGUUCUCAUAAAACUUUAAAUAAGAUGGUUAUUAUGAAAGCAUUAAGGGAACAUUUUAUAUAAUGCUCUAAACAACUGGGGGGAAAAAAGGUUUUCUACUCACGUUCUCAUUGAAGUUGUAGAGACAUUUAUGAACUGUAGGUGGAGCCAUUCAUCCUACUUUAUAGUCGGAAAACUGAAUACAUUUCUUUUAGAAUAAAGAUUAGUGUUAAUAAGGUUUUUUUAUAUGAAACAUAUGUUAAAGACACACACACACACACACACACACACACACACACACACACACGCACGCACGCACGCACGCACGCACACACACACACACACACACACACACACACACACACCUGUUAACUUUCAUGUUUUGGAGCAGAAAAAGAGCAUAAAACCUAAAUAUUUAAAGCUCAGUUUGCUCCACUGGUUUACUGUGAUGCUCACCUGUUCCAGCCAGAUACCUGCAUCAUGGGGUUGAUCUGAGCUGAGUAGGAGACUCCUGUUGUUUUGUUCAUCUUCAUCAUAAUAAUGACAACAUUAGAUGACAACAGGUGCUCACAUAGGUUUGUGCUGAUGAACAUGUCUGAGCAGCUUGACCACAUUGUUGUGUGUCGGGGAGGAAAAAUAAAAACUACAGCAGCCACAGAGUCAUGCUGGUUUGAGCGUGUCGCUGCUCGCUGGAGUUAUAGCUCUGUCUGGAAGUUAGUUGGAAAACUUUCUCUUUCAGUCGAGAACACAUUACUGAGCGGUUAAAAUCUCUGUUUCUGGGCUUCAACGUUGGAAAAUAGCUGAGUAAACUCGGCGCUGAGUGGGAGGAGUGUUUAGUUUCUCCGAGACCGAGGAGCUGCAGACACCGGCAGCAGACGCUGGAAAAAACACAAAGGAGAGGGCACUUUGGCUCCGCGCUAACGCCACAAUGCAUCAUGGGAUGUUGUAUCAGCCAGCGGGUCAAUUUUAAUAUAUUUUUGAUAUUUAUUUCGGGGGCCUUGUGUCUUGACACAUGUGCUCUAUUUGAUCUAGCACUUUCUAGAGUCCUGGCACCCCCUAAAGCAAUUUCAUUCACCCUUUCACACACACACUUUCACACACACACAUUCACACACACACACACACACACACACGCACGCACGCACGCACGCACGCACACACACACACACACACUCACGCACGCACGCACACACACACACACACACACACACACACCUGUUAACUUUCAUGUUUUGGAGCAGAAAAAGAGCAUAAAACCUAAAUAUUUAAAGCUCAGUUUGCUCCACUGGUUUACUGUGAUGCUCACCUGUUCCAGCCAGAUACCUGCAUCAUGGGGUUGAUCUGAGCUGAGGAGGAGACUCCUGUUGUUUUGUUCAUCUUCAUCAUAAUAAUGACAACAUUAGAUGACAACAGGUGCUCACAUAGGUUUGUGCUGGUGAACAUGUCUGAGCAGCUUGACCAUAUUUUUGUGUGUCGGGGAGGAAAAAUAAAAACUACAGCAGCCACAGAGUCAUGCUGGUUUGAGCGUGUCGCUGCUCGCUGGAGUUAUAUCAGCUCUGUCUGGAAGUUAGUUGGAAAACUUUCUCUUUCAGUCAAGAACACAUUACUGAGCGGUUAAAAUCUCCAUUUUUGGGCUUCAACGUCGGCAAAUAGCUGAGUAAACUCAGCGCUGAGUGAGAGAAGUGUUUAGUUUGUCCGAGACCGAGGAGCUGCAGACACCGGCAGCAGACACUGGAAAAAACACAAAGGCGAGGGCACUUUGGCUCCGCGCUAACACCACAAUGCAUCAUGGGAUGUUGUAUCAGCCAGCGGGUCAAUUUUAAUAUAUUUUUGAUAUUUAUUUCGGGGGCCUUGUGUCUUGACACAUGUGCUCUAUUUGAUCUAGCACUUUCUAGAGUCCUGGCACCCCCCAAAGCAAUUUCAUUCACCCUUUCACACACACACAUUCACACUCUGGUGGUGAUGAGCUACAUUGUAGCCACAGCAGCCCUGGGGCGCACUGACAGAGGCGAGUCUGCCGUACAUCACCAGCAGGUAAGGUAGGUUAAGUGUCUUGCCCAAGGACGCAACGGCAGCGACAGACUGAGCGGGGCUCGAACCUGCAACCUUCCGAUUACAGGGCGAGCAAUUAGCUCCUGUGCUACUGUCACCUUUUAAUGUUGGAAUCAAAUUAAAGAAUCAUUAUUUAGUGCAGGAAGGAACAUUAUCAUUGCUCCAUCUUCCCAGCAGCUGUUACUCUAUGACCACUGCUGCUCCCAACAAAACCAGUAAGCAGUCCUUUGCAUUCCUGCUUAUUUGCAGUUUCUGUUGUUAAUCUAUUUGGCUAAAUAUCUACCUACAUUUUAUUACUCUGUAUUUAACGUGAUAAGUACAAUUAAAUGUUUUGUUUUUUUAGAGAAUAUGUGUUUUUGUCCUUUCAUUAUUCAUUUUUUUAGUCUUUAUAUAGUUUUCGCUCCUGUAUUGAAAUUUACUUGAUUCUGUGAAUCAGUGUUGCUGCUGACAUCAAAAUGUCCUCGCUGAUGGACAACCGGGGAUAUUCUAUUCUAUUCUAUUCUAUUCUAUUCUAUUCUAUUCUAUUCUAAAACAGCUGUAUACCACAGACACUCCAGGGUCUGAGCUCAUUCUGUCAACCCCACCUAUAAGUAAAUUAUUCAGUAUUCAUGCUGCUCAUUGGGAUUGGGACUCCAUGUUGGCCUCUUUCCAACUCAAGCAUGGCUCCAUCUGCCGGCGGUGUUUAAAAUAGCAGUUUACUGAGAUGGAGACCGUCUGGUGCAUCGGAUCAUUUCGACAGGAAAGUCUGGGACUAAAGUGCUUUAGGGGUCAUUCCUCUUCUGUGGAAAGCAGACUUUAUAUGUAAUCUGUGAUGGAGGAUCCUGUUACCCAAGAAAGGAGCGUCAUUUAUCUUGGUGACUUCACCUGGAACAGCACCUUAGGCCACAAUGUUUGCCUAAAGCCCGUCCCCCUGCAAAGUCUCUCUGAAUUGGAACGGGUUCGUCUCCAGGAAGUUGCCUUCAGGCGGUUGGUUCGCUGUCAUGACUUGGGUUGCCACAUCACCAUCCCUAAAUGUGGCCUCAAGCACAAGAAGUCUCUUAGAAGGAAGUUGGAUUCAUUAUCUAAAGAGAAGAACAAAGAUAAAGAGACUAUGCCACAGGUGUUUGGCAUUCCACUAUUGCAUGUCAUCGCCAACGAUCGCAUACACAAGCUGCGGCACGAUCACCUGCGGGAGGAGCAGACUAACCCCACGGAACUGAUGCUAUCCUUCCUUCACCUGUCCUCUAGCCUUAAGAGGACUAACAAGGAGCUCUCUAGCAGCAACUCAUCCCUGAGCUCCAACUCUGAGAGCCAUAAUGAAUCGCCUCUGCCCAGCACACCAGACACAGCCCCACGCACUCACAGGAGGGGUGGAGUGUCCGUGGACUGCAUCACUGACCUCGAUGACAACCAGUCUCGACUCCUUGAGGCCCUGCAGCUGUCUAUGCCGGAUGAAGCGGCCGGGAACAGGAAGAAACCCCGCGACAAAAAGCUCAGCCUGAACCCGAUUUACAGGCAGGUGCCGAGGAUAGUGGAUCUCUGCUGCCAGCAUCUGGAAAAGAAUGGAUUGCAGACUCUUGGAAUUUUUCGCGUUGGAAGUUCCAAGAAGAGAGUACGACAGCUUCGGGAGGAGUUUGAUCAGGGUUGGGAUGUGCCCGUAGACCAGGAGCAAUGUGUCCAUGACAUCGCCGCCUUGUUAAAAAAAUUCCUCCGAGACAUGCCUGACCCGCUGCUGACGAGAGAGCUGUACACAGCCUUCAUCCACACCAUGCUUUUGGACAAUUCAUCUCAGCAGAGUGCCAUCCAGCUCCUGGUAUUGCUGCUCCCUCCCUGUAACAGCGACACGCUGCAGCGCCUCCUCUGUUUGUUGUCCACCGUGUCCAAACACGCUGAAGACAGCACGGACAGCGAGGGACUGCAGAUCCAAGGAAACAAGAUGACAUCACGCAACUUAGCCACCAUCUUUGGACCCAAUCUGCUGCACAAGCAGAAGAACUCAGAGAAAGAGUUUGCUGUCCAGAGCUUUGCCCGUGCAGAACAGAGUUCAGCCAUCAUCAGUGUGGUCCAAAAGAUGAUUGAUACCUACGACACGCUGUUUAUGGUUCCUGCAGACCUGCAGAAUGAGGUGCUGAUGACUUUGCUAGAAACUGAUCCUGAUGUUGUAGAUUAUCUGCUCAGGAGGAAGGACUCUCAGUAUUCGGAUUCGAGCCUUCUUAGACCUGACGGCUCAUUCUCCCUGAGAUCUCUGUCCAAUGACUCCCUCAAAGCAUCCAGCGGGGAGGUGUCUCCUUAUGACAAUAACUCGCCCGUGCUGUCGGACCGCCUGCUCUGCAAGAACCCAGGAGACAGCAGUCCAGUCUCAGACAGAGCUCCUAUACUUUCCAGUUCGUACAAAGUCUGUGGCAAUUCAAAAGACGGCUCGGGCAGCACUUCUCCAACACUUUCGACUGACAAAAAAGCCUCGACUGAUUGUUUCUGGGACACCUGGCACGAGCUGUUUGGGAAGGAUUUUCUUGGCCAUCACUUUACUGGCUCCCUUGGAGACGCAUCAGAAUGUGACUCGUUCGGAUCAUCGGAGGGGCUGAGCAGUCACCAAGGCAACAACAAACUGCCCGUCAGAUCGACACAAACACCAUUGGGUGUUCUGGACUGCAGGCCACACCCCCUGCUGACUCGCAGCAGCAGCGGUCCUCAUGACCAGAGAGAGCAGAGGCAGCAGGAAUCCUCGCAUCAGUCACCGAGCGUCCAAUCAGGAGCUAUUAACUUGGACACCUUUGCACAAAGGACAGAAUGCCCUCCAUGCCCAUUAUUCAUGGACAGGACAGACAGUUUGUCUUUGCCUCUGUGUUCUGGACCUUUAAGAGAGACUUCUCACUCCAAACUCCCAUUUUUCAAUCAUCAGAGAGCUCCUGAAAGCCUCCAGCUGCCCCAGCAGAGCCCUGCCCUCCAGACUGUAGAUACAGCACAUGCCUCGAGGCCUGUGAAGGAAAAAGCCUCUGAUAAACCCGACACACACACCGAAAGGUGGUGUGUGUGGCAGGUGCUGUCGAGCGAAACCCCAGAAGCUCUUCCAGAAAGUUUGGUGUGAUUCAAACAACUUCAUCUAGUUUUUUUUAUUUAUAUGACACAAAACAGAACUUUCUUUAGUAUGUUUUUACCUUCCAAGAAUGUAUUUUAUUUAACUGAUGACAUUUUUUUACGAUGCUUUAUAAAAGUUAUUUAACAGAGAAUUUUUAUUUCCAGCCAUCAGAAACAUAUAUUUUGACAUGACUGUUGGAAUUACGCUUGAAUAUUUUUUUUAAUUCUCAUAUGAAAAAUAAAAAAAUCUUGUAAAAUAGUAUUUUUAAAUUUAUUUUAUCGUUAGAUGUAUUGUUGCUGCAGAACAUGUUUUUGAUGUUUUUGUUUCAGAUCAUUACGACCAGUCACACACUCACUCACAGGGCUGAUUUAGAGUCACCAGUUAGUCAAACAAGCUUGUUUUUGGCCUGAUAAAACCCAACAACAACAAUACGUGUAAUUAUUUAUGAUUCAUUCACAUUAGUGCUUCCUAAAAAUGUAAAUGCCUCAAUUAUAAUACAGUUUUUCAGGAGACUAACACUUUACAACCAUUUCACCAUUAUCAGCAUAAUUUUCUUUUUUUUCUUCUUUUUUGUGUGUAAAAAUAUGUAAAUUUUAUGCACAGUACAAAAAAGAGAUGGUAACUCCUUCUUUUAAGUGUAAACAUGAAUUAAAAAAACCACUAGAGGGCAGUAAAGGACCAAGAAAUGCUUCUUUCUGUGAAUCACGCCUUUGUUUGUUGUUCAAACUGUAAUUGGUGAGAAAAAUGAACCUGAACCAAAAGAUUUGUUUUACUUUUACUAUUUAUUAUUAUUAUUUCAACUAUUUGGAUCUUUUUUCAAGACACUGAUCACAUUCAAACAAGAUUUAGCAGAUAUGCAAAUGAAGACAAGAUGAUUAAUCAUUAUCUAGAAUUGAAAGAGCACCAGCUAGUUUAUAGAUCUAUGUAGUGAUGCUAACUUAAGGAUGCAUUUGGCAUGUUUAUGUGUCCUAACGUUUAUCUUUACUUAUAAUGUAAACAUUUGGCUAUAAACUGAGAAACGUGUGUUAAACUCUCGACAGCUGUGUGACUGAUCACCAGAGUUCCCGUCUGAUGGGACCAAAGAAGCUGUGCAGGAUGUUUGGAUGUGUUUUUACACAGAAUCAACCUCACAGAUGUUUGCCUUCUUUUUUUAUUUUUAUUUUUUUAUUCUGUCACACAAUUGCAGCCUUAGCUUGUUCUAAACACCAAGUGAAGAGCUUAUUUUCUAGUGAUCCAUUUCCUGUAGGCUAAAAUGUUUAAUUUCAGGUCAUAUCUUUUCAUCUUUGCAGACAGAUGUAAAUUGAUCCAGUGGCAGAGUGCUGCUGCUGUUCCCAGCAGGACUCCCAUCCGUUCUCAGUCUGCUCCUCGGCAUCAGGAGCAGCUGCAGGGAGGACGGAGGAAGGUCACAUCCAAAAAUAAGACUUAACGUUCAGAGACAAAGGAGCCCUGGACCGACACUUUCAAGGACAAGAUUUAUGCACAAAUCUCUACACAUGGAAAAAAAAAAACAAGGCACAGUGGAGCUCAUUAAGCUGUUAGUCAUGCACAAUCACUUUCAAAUCUAAUGCUGCAAAGCCCAGAGUCUUCUUGCUGUCAUUUUAGGCAUCAACUCUGAACUGUUUAACAUGCUGCAGCAUUCUGCCUGCUGUUCAAAUACUCUCAAUCCUUGAAUUCAUUCUGACUUCAAGGGUUUUCUCCCUGAUUUGUUAAGUAGAUCAGAAGCAUCUCAACCCUGAAAAUUACAGAAAUCAGUGUUUGAGUGAGAUAAACUAACUGGUUUUGGUAAAUAUAAACAAAUCUUUGUUUAGGUGUUGAAAUGAAGAUUCAGCAGGCGCUCACAAGUAAUAUUUGCUUACAUUUUAGAGUUUAAUUAUUCAAUAACUGGAAGUCUACAGGAUUUUUAUUGUCAAAACUGGACACAAAUGUUCUAUUCCUGUUCUUGUGUUUUCUUAAUGAUUAUAAUUUUUGUUGUUCUUUUGUGUUUUAUUCAGCAGUUCCCAGUUUGGUCCGAAUCCUCCUACUUCUUUUGUUUACUUAUGUUUAAAACAUACUUAUAUCAGCAUAGUGAUUAAAGACUAGUAAUGAAGCUUGUUAUGAAAAUAUG
Molecule: messenger RNA, 8155 nt
Organism: Nothobranchius furzeri (turquoise killifish)
Lineage: Eukaryota; Metazoa; Chordata; Actinopteri; Cyprinodontiformes; Nothobranchiidae
Product: rho GTPase-activating protein 6
Biological process (GO): signal transduction
Source: RefSeq, a predicted model, not a curated record